CGGUUUGACAGUUGCUUUUCAAUAUUUAUUGGAAUUUAAAAUAUGAGAAGAAUUUUCCCUCUGUGAAAUUUCCACUUCGAAUUUCCCGAUGCCUGAUUGAUUUUCGGAAUUAUUCAGGUCAUAUUUGCUCAGAGUGAUGUCCCAACGUCCAACCAUUCCUUUUUUGUACUAGUUUUAUUCUCCAUAUUUAUUUACAUUCUCGAGGAAUCUAAUCUUAGUUAUCGUGAAGGCGAAGAUAAUACGUAACUAUCUAAUUGGAUUUUGGAAACAUUGGGAAAAUUCGAUAUAAUUGGCGUAAUUCCCUUAAUUGAUAAUACCUUGACAGCUGUGGACCUUGCAGUGAAAAAUUAAUAAAAGUACAUUACAUUAUCUUUGGGUUUGGUAGAUAGCAAGAAUUAUUACCGAAUUAUUAUAUUACAACACUCAGAAACAUGGAGAAUAUUAAAUUAUAUUUUGUGACAUAUAAUGUUGGAACAAGUGUUCCUGGGCAGGAACUCUAUGAUCUACUCUCAUUGCCCGAAGAGCUCAAAAACCACCAUUUACCUGAUUUUUAUAUACUGAGUUUUCAAGAAGUGAAGGCGCAGCCCCACAAUCUGUUCUUAGAUGCAAUUUUCGAAGAUCCCUGGACAACAUGCUGUAAAGAGCUACUGGAGAAGAGAGAUUAUGUUAAAUUGAAGAGUGUCAGAUUGCAAGGAUUGAUAAUGAGUGUAUUCGCAUUGAGGAAACACCUUCUAAAUAUCAGGGAAAUCGAGUCAGAGUAUACAAGAACUGGGCUCUCAGGAAUGUGGGGAAAUAAAGGUGCAGUCAGCGUAAGACUUAGCAUCUAUGGAUGUUCUAUGUGUUUUGUCAACGCCCAUCUUAGCGCUCACGAUGAGCAUUUGAAAGAUAGGGUAGAAGACUACAACACCAUAGUCAAGGACCAUGAGUUUCAUGUGCAAGAACACACAGAAAUAUUUUUCCACGAUUAUGUAUUUUGGAUGGGCGAUUUGAAUUUCCGUCUGCUGGAAGAAUUUGAAAGGUCCCCCGAAGAAAUAGAAAGAAUCAUUUUAAAGAAAGAUCUUCCAUCUCUCUUCAAGUACGACCAACUGAGGUAUGUUAUGAAGAAAGGACAAGCUUUCAGUGAGCUCACCGAACAAACGCCCCCUUUUCCUCCAACUUUCAAAUUCGAGGUCGGCACCAACUCCUACGAUUUCAAGAGAAGACCCGGAUGGUGCGAUAGGAUCUUGUACAAAGUAAACUCUCACAAUUACGAAAAUAUCACUCUGAAAGCCGAGCAACUGUCCUAUAAAUAUCAUCCGUUUUAUACCCUGAGUGACCACAAACCAGUAUCAGCAGAUUUCUCGGUGAAGGUAUUUUCUGAUUUUGCCGAAUCUAUUGUGGAGUUUGACAAGAUAUCUACUUGGUAUUUAGAAGAAGAUAACGAGGUGGUAUACAGAGUUAACCCUUGGAAAAUACCCCAAACUAAGGAGGAUUGGAUUGGACUCUUUAAAGAUAAAUUUGACAGUCUUGAUGAUUAUGUAUGUUACAACUAUACCAAUAAAAGUUCAAAUCUUCGUCCUGAGUCUGAAAAUGGCGAAACGAUCCUGAGAUAUAGGAUCACCUUCAGCGAACUACCCAGUAGAUGUAAUGGUAACUACGUCUUGGUAUAUUUCAGUCAGUCUGAGGAAAAGGUAUUGAGCGUGCUGGGAAUAAGCGACCCUUUCCCAAUAGUCAAAAAAGAUAGUGAUUAAAUCUCUCAAGUGAUGCGUAGUGAGGUUAGGUUAGAUGAAGAUUUAGUUUGUUUAUUAUGACUCCAAAUAGAUACCAUUCAGAAUUAUACAGGAUAUUUCAAAAAAUAUGUAAUGCUGCCAUUAAUCAAAGAGAAAAUCCUCCAAUUAGUAUCCCAGUAAGUAUAUCCAUUUUUCAUUCACUAGUGGAACCUCAGCAUGAGAAAUGUCUAAGAAUUGUUGAUUAUUAAUAAAUUAUUUUACAUAACUCUAUGUACCUUGGUAUGUUUUUGAAUUUUUAUGUCGCUGGUUGAUCGAUAUUUUUAUACCUUUUUGAUGUAUUUUAUUAAAUUUUUAAAUUGAUUUUUGUAGAAGUGUAUUAGGGUAACAUCACAUUUUUUUGAUUUUUGGUUCUAGGAAAAUAUAGAAAAAUGAAUUCAAAUUCGAUAUAUUGCUAUGUUGACGAUCUUGCACUCAAACGGAAAUGAUUAUAAGGGAAAUUAGAAGACAAUUUCUAGCUUGUUGAUAAGAAUUUUUUGUCAAUAGAUAUAAUCAUAGCUCAUUUUGAAAUAUAAUGUGAUAGAAAAAUGAUGUAACUCAAUGAUAUAUUUAUGCUGCAUAAAUUUCCUCUCAUGUUUCAUGGAACCAAAAUUGUAUAAUGUUGCUAGCAUAGACUAAUAUCAAUAUUAGUCUAUUUAUAUUAGUCCUACUGAAAAAAAUUACACCUGUGCUUGACUUGUAAUUUCUUGUAGGAAUUCUGAUGCCUUAUUGUUCAAAUUAUUAGUUUUUAUUUCAAACUCUACUGUUAAAUGUGUAGAAUGCAAAAUUAGUAGAUAGGUGUUGACAAAUAUACUUAAAAAUUUUAGUUUGCUUGAUGCAAUUGAAAAUGACUUAUUAAGAUGUGAUACGAAGCUGCUAUAUAGUUGUCCUUAAUUGAUUAACCGUUAAAGAAUAUUUUAUAUUUUUUAAUUAAUUGUUAAAAAUUAUAUUUUCAUGUAAUAGAGCUAAGAUCCCCUAUAUCUAUACAAAUAUAUGAAAUUGAAGUGUC
Molecule: messenger RNA, 2754 nt
Organism: Coccinella septempunctata (seven-spotted ladybird)
Lineage: Eukaryota; Metazoa; Arthropoda; Insecta; Coleoptera; Coccinellidae
Product: phosphatidylinositol 4,5-bisphosphate 5-phosphatase A-like
Exons: 1
Coding region: 432-1730 (432 amino acids)
Biological process (GO): phosphatidylinositol dephosphorylation
Cellular component (GO): plasma membrane; ruffle; cytoplasm
Molecular function (GO): phosphatidylinositol-4,5-bisphosphate 5-phosphatase activity
Source: RefSeq, a predicted model, not a curated record